Oxyura jamaicensis (ruddy duck) is the source of this 570-nucleotide messenger RNA. It is a transcript of the gene RPS17, whose product is annotated as ribosomal protein S17. Gene Ontology annotation, biological process: translation. Gene Ontology annotation, molecular function: structural constituent of ribosome. The transcript has 5 exons. Lineage: Eukaryota; Metazoa; Chordata; Aves; Anseriformes; Anatidae. The record is from RefSeq and is a predicted model, not a curated record. The coding region runs from base 118 to 525 and encodes 135 amino acids. Gene Ontology annotation, cellular component: ribosome.
CUCCCUGAGGUCCUCCGGGCCGCCAGGGGGCGCUGUGGGCGCCGCCCGCUCCCGGCGUCCCCUCGCGCCUCCCGCCCUCCCCUGCGCUCUCUUUCUCUCUGCGCGGCCGCCGCCGACAUGGGACGCGUGCGGACGAAGACGGUGAAGAAGGCGGCGCGGGUGAUCAUCGAGAAGUACUACACGCGGCUGGGCAACGACUUCCACACCAACAAGCGGGUGUGCGAGGAGAUCGCCAUCAUCCCCAGCAAGAAGCUGCGCAACAAGAUCGCGGGGUAUGUCACCCACCUGAUGAAGCGGAUCCAGAGGGGACCCGUCAGAGGCAUCUCCAUCAAACUGCAGGAGGAGGAGAGGGAGAGGAGGGACAACUACGUCCCAGAGGUCUCUGCCCUCGAUCAGGAGAUCAUCGAAGUGGACCCAGACACCAAGGAAAUGCUGAAGCUUCUGGACUUCGGCAGCCUGUCCAACCUGCAGGUCACACAGCCCACGGUGGGGAUGAACUUCAAAACACCCCGAGGAGCUCUCUGAGGCGGUCGCUGUUAUGUCACUUUUCCAAUAAACGUGGGAAACCAA